CGUACCUCGCUAUUUCUUUCUCUCUUUCCAUUGUUGGGACACCAGAAAACCUCUAAGAGAACGGGGACAAAGAAAGUGGAGAAGACGAAGAUGACGACGCUUUCAUUCUCAUCAGCACCUACUCUUUCUCUCUUCAACAAUACCAACAACAAGCCACAUCUAUCUCUUAAUGGCUUCCAUCACAAGGCCAAUUUUCUCACUACUGGGGACUCGUCCAUCUCAAACGUCUCCAAUCCUCUCAGAGUGUCGAUUAAUCACAAGGAAAUGGUGAUGGUUAAGAAGAGGUGUAAGGAGAAGAGGAGUGGAGGUACGGUGUGUUACGCUGCGCCUUUAACCGCCUCUAAUCUCCAGUGGAUCUCAAUUGUUUCCUCUGGGAUUUUAAUGCUUGCCAAAGGCACAGGCGUUCAGAAAUCUUUUCUUGUUCUGUUAUUUGCUUUACAAGCACCAAUAAGCAUCAUCUCAUGGAUUAAGGGUGAUUAUGGUAUUUGGACUGCAUUCUUGGCACUUCUUGUACGUCUUUUCUUCUUUAUUCCUGGUAGGAAGUACAAUGCUAGACUUUUCAAGAAUUUACUUCAUAUGUUUUCUUUUCCUAUAAAAAAUGGAAUUCUACUACUGGAACAUAUUGACCUUGUAAUCACAGAACUUGCCUUCCCGGGGGUUUGGGGGUGCUGGAGGUGGGGGAUGGGGUUUNCUCUUUUUAUGCAAUUAAGGGGAAGACAAGCAGGUGCAAUUACUUCCUUGAUGAUUGCAGGUUAUCUGGCUUUCCAGCAUUUCUCACGAGCAGGCAGCUUGAAGAAGGCUUUUGACCAAGGUUCAAUUAUUGCUACCAUAGCCAUCAUUUGUAUUACUGCAGUAUCGUGCUUGCUUAUCAUCUGAACUAAGUAGAAUUGAUGAAUAGUAAGUAAUUUCAGAAUCUUAUUUUUGAACCAUUAGAGAAGAUGGAAAAUGAGGAAGUUAUCCUCUUAUUAGUUUUUUUGUUUUAUUUAUUUUUCUGUAAUGUUCUCUACUUUCAUGUCAAUGAUAUAUAAGCUUAUUAUGCUAAGUUCAA
Carica papaya (papaya) is the source of this 1048-nucleotide messenger RNA. Lineage: Eukaryota; Viridiplantae; Streptophyta; Magnoliopsida; Brassicales; Caricaceae. The record is from RefSeq and is a predicted model, not a curated record.